This is a messenger RNA of Sphenostylis stenocarpa, 246 nucleotides long. Lineage: Eukaryota; Viridiplantae; Streptophyta; Magnoliopsida; Fabales; Fabaceae. The record is from the annotation of a GenBank genome assembly.
AUGUCCCGUCAUCGACGCCAACCCUCCCAAGCCCUUCCGCCGGAUCUUUUCUCCGGCGAAGACCUCACCAAGCCCUUUGACUUCACGCACACCGCCGCCGAGCAAGCCGGAGCUGCUGCUGCCGCCGCCGCCGAUGCCCUUUCGCAAGCCUCACGCAUUUCGACCCACCAAGAGAUCAAAGACUCCCCUCUGACCACCGCUUCUCCUACCAAGAAUAAGGCGCCCCCGCCGCAGAAGACGGCUUGA